CACGCGCAUCCUUCCCAUUUUUGACCUGGAACCGGAAGAAACCGACAAAGAGAGGCAACCACGACGGCGGAAGCAGCUCGUUCGCACGCCCCCACGCCGCGCAGUCCUCGAUCCCCCGUCGCAGUUUCACCGAUCUCUGCCAUGUCGUCGACGUCGGAAGAUACCCUUGUGCGCAAGAACAAACUGCUGCAUCAAGCGCGAUCGGCGCUCGAAGCGCUUCAGAACGAGUUUGGACACCACGAGAAACUCGUGUCGUCGAGCGACAACAGCAACUGCACAGCCCUUGAAGUCCUUGCGUCCCAGAUGAACCGCAUUGUCGAAACCAGCAACGACCAGAACGCACCGAUCAAUGGUCAGCAACAACUCGCGUCGUCGCCCACCACCGUCAUGAGCGUCAUGCCCCCCGCAGCUGACGAUGUCUCGGAAAUGCAGUUUCUACGAGCCAAAGUCGCGCAGCAAGAAGACACGUUGAAGCACUUGCUCCGAAACGAGAGCGUGGUCCACGAGCAACUGCAGCAACUCCAAAACAGUGUACUCUCCCUGCGACAAGACUUGUGCCGCGUGCUCGGGCUCGCGGAAACGUCCACAUCGACUGCCCACGACGACCUUUCCCAUUCAACUCACGACGGCCACAGACUCGCCCAACGCUAUGGCGACCGAUAUCGACCUACCGAUCAAGACAGUGAUGUUGAUCCUGACGAAGACGAUGGCGGGUCCGUCCCUUCUUCCGCGUCCCCGGCGUCGAGUCCCACCGAAUUUGCUGACUCUAGCACGAAGAAGCCGCUGUCCAAGCGCGCGCGGCUGGCCCUUGUGGACAAGAAGGGCUCGUCCAAGAUACAUCAGCAGUCGUAUGUUCAACAGCGCGCUACAUCCACCAACGUUCACGACCCGAUCAUCUCGGCCGUCCUGCUUCAAUCGCACCAUCAACUGCAGCACCGCGAAAACCAACUCUACCAUGACGAAGAAGGCAAAGUCAAGCGUGAAGCGGGCAAGGGCGACGACUACCACGAAUUCGACAUCGAGUCGAACGCGUCGCAGUCGCCCCGUCGAAAACGGUCCAAGAUGACGACGAUGAUGAACAAGCUCGGCAAGCGGCCGUGGACUGCGCAGGAAGACCAAGAGUUGGCUGUCGCGGUGCAGUCGUCGGGGGCAAGUGACUGGUCUGCGAUUUCGCUGUUGCUGCCUGGGCGGUGUGGCAAGCAGUGCCGCGAACGAUGGGUGAAUCACUUGAGUCCAUCCGUGAACAAGGAAGCGUGGACGGAAGAAGAGGACGACUUGAUCUUCAAAACGAGAGAUCGGAUCGGGAACCACUGGGCCGACAUUGCGCGCCUGUUGCCCGGCCGUACCGACAAUGCUGUGAAGAACCGGUUUUACUCGACCAUGCGCCGCCGAUUGCGCCAGCAGCGCGCCGGCGUCCGCCAAAAGAACAGCGCCAAAGACUAUCCACAGCCCGCCGAGCCGUUGGAAAUGUAGAGCUCGUCGAAAUCGAGCAUCCUGUGGCCAUGGCACCACAGGCAUGAACACGUUUCAUUUUUGUUUGGAA
Molecule: messenger RNA, 1543 nt
Organism: Aphanomyces invadans
Lineage: Eukaryota; Oomycota; Saprolegniomycetes; Saprolegniales; Verrucalvaceae
Exons: 2
Coding region: 142-1473 (443 amino acids)
Biological process (GO): regulation of DNA-templated transcription
Cellular component (GO): nucleus
Molecular function (GO): RNA polymerase II cis-regulatory region sequence-specific DNA binding; DNA-binding transcription factor activity, RNA polymerase II-specific
Source: RefSeq, a predicted model, not a curated record